AUGAUUGAAGAUGUAGAGGCAGAGAAUUUAUACACACCUGAUGUAGACUUUGGCCAUGAAGAUGUAGCCCCAUGCCAUGUUCGCGCGCACUCAGGUCCUGAAAUGGACACCAACCCUACACUCAACAAAAUUCAUUGCGUUUCGGUCAAAGAAGUUGAUGAUGAGGAUGGUGGCCAGUAUAUUGAACCCCAGCCAAAUGCAGGCUGGGGUUUGGGUGAAGGGGAGACCAGAUUUGAGAGACGUAGAAGGGAACAACAGCAAGGUGGUGAAGAUCUGUGGUCUCCCUUUGAGGAUGCGGAAGAGUGGGGUCUAGUGCAGUGGGUUGUCAAAAAUCUGGGACAAACCCAGACUGAUGAAUUUCUAAAACUACCAAUAACCCAACAGCGCACAAAGCUAUCGUUUCACAAUAAUUGUUCAUUCUUGCAAAGAGUAGACAAACUUCCACAUGGUCCAGGCUGGAGCUGUCAAAAGGUCACUGUCCAUGGAAAUCAUCAGGAUGAGGAUGGGGAGUUGCUGCAAGAAGAAGCAGAUAUGGCCUACUCACCUGGCAGAGCAUAUGCUGACCAUGCAGGUCAACAUAGAGUUAUUGACAAGAUGUGGACAGCAGACUGGUGGGGUGAGAAACAGAAAGCAUUGCCUGAAGGAGCGACUAUAGCUCUGAUUAUUUUAUCAUCAGACAAAAUGACCUUGUCACAGUUCUGA
This is a messenger RNA of Suillus subaureus, 702 nucleotides long. RefSeq lists its product as uncharacterized. The transcript has 5 exons. The record is from RefSeq and is a predicted model, not a curated record. NCBI's taxonomy places the organism in Eukaryota, Fungi, Basidiomycota, Agaricomycetes, Boletales, Suillaceae. Bases 1 to 702 code for a protein of 233 amino acids.